CCAACUCUUAUAUUAUUGGUUACAUUCGUAAUUAUAUUAUUUUUUUUUUAUUAUUUUUCCCAUGCAAUUUUUCUCCUAUAUAUACCUCUUUUGGUUGUUCUAUAUUUCAUAUCUUAUUUUGUGAUAAGCAAAAUUGCAAUAUAAAAUAAAUCAGAGUGAAAAUGAAGAGUUUGAUGAAUAGUGUCACUCUUUGUUGCCUCUAUUUCUCAUUUUCUCUUCUCUUUAACUUUGUUGCUCCUACCUUAUUGUUUCAGGGUUUCAAUUGGGAUUCAUGCAAUAAGCCAGGAGGGCUGUAUAAUUACCUCAAAAACUCGAUCGAUGACUUGGCUAGAGCAGGGGUCACCCAUGUCUGGCUUCCUCCUCCAUCUCACUCAGUUUCUCCUCAAGGAUAUUUGCCUGGAAGAUUAUAUGAUAUUGACGCAUCCAAAUACGGCAAAGAGGCAGAGUUGAAGAGCUUGGUUAGUGCAUUCCACCAAAAAGGAAUCAAGUGUGUUGCUGAUAUUGUCAUAAACCAUAGGUGCGCAGAUAAACAAGAUGGAAGAGGAAUAUACUGCAUUUUCGAGGGUGGAACGUCUGAUGAUCGCCUCGAUUGGGGUCCUUGGGCUAUCUGUAGGGAUGACACUCAAUUCUCCGAUGGUAGCGGGAAUUUAGACACCGGUGCUGGCUAUGGUGCUGCCCCUGACAUAGACCAUCUUAACCCAAGAGUACAAAAAGAGUUGGUAGAUUGGAUGAAUUGGCUUAAGGCCGAAAUCGGUUUUGAUGGUUGGAGAUUUGACUUUGUUAAGGGUUAUGCACCUAGCAUAACCAAAAUUUACAUGGAAAAGACUACACCAGAUUUUGCUGUUGGAGAGUUGUGGGAUUCAAUCAACUAUGAUCCAGAUGGUAAGCCAGACUACAACCAAGACGGGCCGAGAAAUGAGCUAGCAGGGUGGGUUCAAGCUGCUGGUGGUGGUGUUGUUUCUGCAUUUGAUUUUACUACCAAAGGUGUUCUUGGUGCUGCUGUUCAAGGAGAAUGGUGGAGAAUGAAAGAUUCUAGUGGUAGGCCUAGUGGAUUAAUUGGUAUUAUGCCUAAAAAUGCUGUUACUUUCAUUGAUAAUCAUGACACCGGAUCUAGCCAAAAGUUAUGGCCUUUCCCUGCAGACAAAGUCAUGCAAGGAUAUGCCUAUAUUUUGACACACCCGGGAAUUCCAUCCAUCUUUUAUGACCAUUUCAUCGAGUGGGGUUUGAAGGAAGAGAUUAUAAAGCUGACUUUGAUUAGGGAAAGGAACGCGAUAAGUGAGACAAGCAGUGUGAAUAUAAUGGCCUCGGAUGCAGACUUAUAUGUAGCAAUGAUCGAUGGAAAGAUUAUUGUUAAGACUGGAACAAGAUUCGAUCUUGGCAAUCUUAUUCCGGCGAACUUUAAAGUUUCCACAUAUGGAAAAGACUAUUGUGUUUGGGAGAAGCAAUAAUCCUAAUAACUAAACAUGCAUAUGUUCAAUGCAUAUACAAUUAAGAAAUACACAAUAUAGCUAUUAAAGAAUAAUUUCAAGAAAUUUGUACCAUGGUUUAUUCCAAAUCAUGAUGAAUUAGUGACUUACCAAUUGUUUCUCAUUUGAAGGUUAUGCUUAGCUUAGCCUCC
Messenger RNA from Chenopodium quinoa (quinoa), 1618 nucleotides. RefSeq names its product alpha-amylase-like. The coding region runs from base 162 to 1448 and encodes 428 amino acids. Gene Ontology annotation, biological process: carbohydrate metabolic process. Gene Ontology annotation, molecular function: calcium ion binding; alpha-amylase activity. Lineage: Eukaryota; Viridiplantae; Streptophyta; Magnoliopsida; Caryophyllales; Amaranthaceae. The record is from RefSeq and is a predicted model, not a curated record. The transcript has 4 exons.